This is a messenger RNA of Nicotiana tabacum (common tobacco), 905 nucleotides long. RefSeq names its product cell wall / vacuolar inhibitor of fructosidase 1-like. NCBI's taxonomy places the organism in Eukaryota, Viridiplantae, Streptophyta, Magnoliopsida, Solanales, Solanaceae. The record is from RefSeq and is a predicted model, not a curated record. Gene Ontology annotation, biological process: negative regulation of catalytic activity. Gene Ontology annotation, molecular function: enzyme inhibitor activity.
ACGUAAACGAUCAAUUUUUUCGAAACAGACUAAUAAGAAAAUAGUACGGAUCUUUUUGAAACAGAGGAAGUAGAACGGAUGAAUGAUUUUUAAUUUUUUUUAAAAGAGCAAACACCUCCAUCCAAUAUAUGUAGUUCCCAAUCUCUUCAGAGUUCACAACAGCAAACUAGCUGCCCUGAGUUUCUCCACUUAAAACAAUAACUUAGGUCUUUUUUUCUUCUUUUCCAAAAUGAAGACUCUAAUAUAUCUAGUCAUAUUGCUAUUAACCUUAACACUGGAAACAAGCAGCAGCAGAAAUAACCUAGUAGAAACCACAUGCAAGAACACACCAAACUACAACCUCUGCCUAAAAACUCUACUCUCCGACAAACGCAGCGCCGGCGGCGACAUCACGACGCUGGCGCUGAUCGUCGUGGACGCCAUCAAAGUGAAGGCGAAUCAGGCGGCGGAAUUUAUCUCAAAGCUACGUCAAUCCAAUCCUCCAACAGCUUGGAGAGUUCCAUUAAAGAAGUGUGCUUUUUCAUAUAAGGUAAUUUUAACAGUAAGUUUACCUGAAGCUGUUGAAGCUUUGACUAAAGGGAACCCAAAAUUUGCUGAAGAUGGUAUGGUUGUAUGUUUUGGUGAUUCUCAGGAUUGUGAGGAGAAUUUCAAGAGUAGUUUUUCUCCUCUUACUGGUUUGAACACUGCAGUGCUUGAGCUUUCUGUUGUUGGUAGAGCAAUUAUUAGAAAUUUAUUAUGAUGUACCCCUGUAAUAUAGGUUACGGGUUCGAGCCGUUGAAGCAGCCGCAUGCACUCCCUUUUACAAAUACAGAUACUCUCCUUUUUUGUUUUUUUCCUUUCACUUCCUUUGUUGUUAAUGAUGCAGUUUAGAUGAUUUUCUCUUAUGGUAAGUUGUCUUUUCUUUC